AUGGCCGACACUCACAGACUUCUCGAGGCAGCGAACGCUCUUUCUCAGUUGCUCCGCUCUCACUCUAUACCUCACGCUUUUCACGGAAGCAUUCUCACCGCGAUAGUAUCGGAUAGCCCCCGCUGUGAUGAAAUAUACUGUAUCGUGGAUGGCGGUUCGUCGCAUCCUUUUGGUCGGGUACGCCAGGCCUUAGCAGGAAGCGAUCAUUUCACCAUUACCAACUCGCCGUGGAGCAACCGGUUGCAUGCUACAUAUCGUAGACUGAUACCUGCAAUUGAGAUAUUGCCUGCAGGAGAGCAUGGACCGCGACGGCUAGAUGGCUCCACAACCAUGAGUCUGAAGGGAAUUCCUUUCCUGACUCUGUCGGAAUUUGUCCGAGACAAGCUCAAAGCAUGGGCAAUUCGUGGCUCUGAACGCGAUGCCCACGACAUUGUCUACACUUUAUGUCGAUAUUGGAAUCGUCUAGAUAUUAACCGAGUUCCGGAGCAUGACAUGAAUCACUUUGUGAAGUGUCAUCGCACAGCAGCGCUUUCGUGGGCUGCGCUGAAAAGAAAGUAUGGCAUGUGA
Molecule: messenger RNA, 567 nt
Organism: Pisolithus orientalis
Lineage: Eukaryota; Fungi; Basidiomycota; Agaricomycetes; Boletales; Pisolithaceae
Exons: 5
Coding region: 1-567 (188 amino acids)
Source: RefSeq, a predicted model, not a curated record